AUGAAGCCUCCACCAAGGCUGCCCGCCCCCGCCCCCCUCCCCGGGCCGCGCUAUGGGGGCGACGUGGCCCAUGGCGCCGUCUGGAGCGCCCUCGAGAAGCGGCAGCUGCUCCGACUACUGCAGAUUCGGGAUUUCCUCCAGCAGCUCAAGAACCCUGUGGCCCGGGAAGCCAUUCAGAAGGUGCAUCCAGGUGGACUAAAGGGUCCAAGGCGUCGGGAAACACAGCCCCCAGCUCCCAUCGAGGUGUGGAUGGAUCUGGCUAAGAAGGUCACAGGCCCACCGGAGGAAGCUCUGACUGUGGCUUUCUCACAGGCGCUCACCAUCAUGGCCGUGGAGCCCGUCAGCCUCCUGUACUCCAAGGUGUCCAAGCCAACGCAGGCACAUGGAAAACUACUGCCCUUUAACACCCCUAGCAGACAAGAGAAACCGAGCCCUGAGGCUGCUGGCCCCACCCCUGAAGCAGCUGCUGGCCGCUCUGCUGAGGGAGACCUCGAAGUGGAUUUUGAAAAGAUCUACAAGUACCUGUCAACCAUCUCCCACAGCUGCCAUGCCCCUGCGCUUUCCCCCGCUGAGUCAGCUGUGGUCCUCCACCUGCUCAUGUCACAUCCUGAGGAGCUGUCUCACCUGCCCUGUGCAGCCCUGGUUGAGCAUAUGAUGGAUACAUACCUACAUCUGAUGGCCCCCCAGUCUGCCCCCAGCGGUGGGAACCUGGGACCAGGAGGUGAGGUUUGUGGGACUUGCUCUAGGGAAAUAUGGCAUUCCUGGUGGCUGAACAUCCGGCACGCCUGCUCAGACUUCGCCCUCCACCAAGUGCACAGACUGUCCGUCUGCCGACCCCCAGCGUCCCACGUGAGACUGGAACUGGUCAACGUGCUUGUGUGCCUGCUGACCUACUGUGAGCACCCUGUUCAGCAAGACGGUGACAACUUGAAAAGUUUACAAAGCAGGUCUCUCGCUGACCAGCGCUUCUGCGAGAUCACCCUCCGGGGAAGUUUGGAGACUCCCCCAGGGAGGCAGCGGCAGUGA
Messenger RNA from Myotis lucifugus (little brown bat), 1026 nucleotides. Its product is annotated as snRNA-activating protein complex subunit 2-like. Gene Ontology annotation, biological process: snRNA transcription. The transcript is spliced from 4 exons. Gene Ontology annotation, cellular component: nuclear body. The record is from RefSeq and is a predicted model, not a curated record. Gene Ontology annotation, molecular function: RNA polymerase II general transcription initiation factor activity. Lineage: Eukaryota; Metazoa; Chordata; Mammalia; Chiroptera; Vespertilionidae. Bases 1 to 1026 code for a protein of 341 amino acids.